UUUGACAUGUGUGUUUACAAAGGGUACUAUUGCAUACGUGGACUAUAGAAAUAAAAUAAUAUUUGAAGAAAUUUAUACAAAUAAUUGUAGUCAUUUAAAAUAAAAAAAUUUUGAAAAUGACAGAAAAUAAUUUUACAUUACCACCGGCUCCAAAUGAUUUAUGUUUUACAACAGAAGAUUUUAUUGCGUUGGAUUUUGAUGUUGACAAUUUUUUACAUGAACACAGAAAAAAUGCAAGUUUAGAAACAAUGAGAGAUGAUCUUGGAGUUUACUUGAAAAUACUGAGAUCAGCGAUGAUUGAACUUAUAAAUAAAGAUUAUGCUGACUUUGUUAAUCUAUCUAAGGAUUUAAUUGGUCUUGAUAAAGUUAUAGAUCACUUACGAGCACCUCUUGGUCAAUUACGUGAAGAAGUUAUGCAAAUAUGUCAAACAUUAGAUACGGCUACGAAGGAUAUGGAAAAUGGAUUACAGGAACAUCAACGGAUACGUGAUUUAAAACAAUCAAUGCAUAGCCUAGGACGCGUUUAUAAAUCAGUUUCAAAAUUAAAAUUAAUACUAGAAUCCCACAUAAUUAAAUUGGAUAUUUUAGAACGUGCUGCUACUGAAUAUAAUCAAUUAAGAUUUCAUAUGACAAGAUGUAAAGAAUAUAUAUCGGAAGAUUUAAAUAAUAAUUUUUUGGAAUUAGAAAAACAGUUAAUGAACAGUCUUGAUUCACAAUUAUUGUCUUGUAUUAAAAAUAAUGAUAAAAAUACUGAUAAUCUUAUUUGUUGUCUCAGAAUUUACGUAACUAUUGAUAAAAUUGAUGAGGCAGAAAAUUUAGUGAGAAAAAAAAUAGUAUCAGUAUUAAUAGAAGAUAUUAUUUUAGAAAAAAAUAUAAACAAUGAAUUCCUUGGUCUUCAAGAUCUUUACAAAAAAUUAUUGAAUAUAUUGGAUGUAGAAUUAAAAAAAUUAUUGGAAGUUACUUCGCAUUCUGACGUAACAACAGGACGUAAUUUUAAUUUUCUUGUUAAUAGUUUUUGGCCAGAAGUUGAAGAAAAAAUAGAAUUACGUUUAAAACAAAUUUUUGCACCUGGUAAUCCUGAUUUGUUUUAUAAACGCUACACAGAAUCAUUAGAAUUUGUUACUAAGCUGCAAGCUAAAUGUAAAAAUGACGAUAAUCUUGCUCAAUUAAAGUCUCAUCCACUUUUUAUACAAUUUCUUAAGAAAUGGAAUUUACCAGUUUACUUUCAAAUUCGCUUCCAAGAGAUUGCUGGAUCAGUCGAACAAAUUUUAUGUCAUCCUGUAUCACCUGGAUCAAUUAAAAUAAAUGUUACUAAUUUAUAUCCUACUGACACUGAUAAAUUUUCUCUUUAUGUAAGUGAAACAACAUGGGAAUGUCUAAUGAAAACUUGGUCCGAUGGAAUAUUUCUUCCCCAAUUACUUCAUCAGUUUUGGAAACUAAAUCUUCAAAUAUUUUCACGUUAUCGAACAUGGAUAACUGAUGCAUUGAAACAAUCUUGGAAUACCGGAACAAGAUCAGCAGCAAUAAAUAGUAAUAUUAUUGAACCAGAGCCGCCAAAUCGAUUGGAAUUUCUCGUCUGUCUUUAUACUGAUUUGGAAAAAAUAAUUAAAAAAUUGUCAAUUAUUUUAGAAGUUGCGCUAAUGAAACUAAUCAAUAUUACACCAACGAUUGCCAACUUGUUAAAUGAAUCUUUAGAUGAUAUGAAAUCAAAUUUGAUGUCAGAUUUACCAAAAAUAACUCACGAAAUAGUUCAAGAAUUAUUAACAAAAAGUUCACCAAAUUUAAAACAAGUUAGUGAUAUUCCAAGACUUUUUAGACGAACAAUGAGAGAACGACCAACUCAACCUUGUGCUUAUAUAAAAAAUGCUCUUGGUAUACUGAUUGAAUUUCAUUCAACUUAUCAAAAUAUUGUUCCUCACGCUGUUAUUCACUGGCUUAAAUUAACGUUGUCUUCAUUAAGUGAACAAUAUUAUUCGUCAGUUAAAGAUGUCCUUGAAUCAGUUCAAAAGACGGAAGAAAGUCUUAGAAGGCUAAAAAAAAUUCGUGACAAAUCAUCUGGAACGUCUUCAUCAGAAAUUCAAGGCAUUAGUGAUGAUGAUAAAAUUAGAAUACAGUUAGAAAUAGAUGUUUUAAAUUUUGCUGAUACUGUCAAGACACUUAAUAUUGAUAGAUCCGAUAUUCCGCAUUUAGAUAAAUUGACAGAAGUUGUUGACUCUGCUGUCAAAUAUAAAAAUGAAUUAAAAUGAUAAUAAAAAGUAAUUAAUUAAGCAAAAUAGAUUGUAUAUAUUGUUAAAUUUUUUUAUAUAUUAAUUAAAUAAAUAGGAGAUUGAGUGAACAA
Molecule: messenger RNA, 2338 nt
Organism: Microplitis demolitor
Lineage: Eukaryota; Metazoa; Arthropoda; Insecta; Hymenoptera; Braconidae
Gene: Cog2
Product: conserved oligomeric Golgi complex subunit 2
Exons: 3
Coding region: 117-2246 (709 amino acids)
Biological process (GO): intra-Golgi vesicle-mediated transport; Golgi organization; protein transport
Cellular component (GO): COG complex; membrane
Source: RefSeq, a predicted model, not a curated record